AUGAAGGUCACUCUCCUCGCCGCCGGCCUCGUUGCCACCGUCUUCGCUCAAGACCUGUCCUCCAUCCCCGAGUGUGCGCGCACCUGCCUUACGGAUGCCAUCAGCAAGGACGGCCAAUGCCAGGCCACCGACUCCGCCUGCGUCUGCGGCCGCAUUGAUGCCCUAACUACGCUCGCGACCAGCUGUGUCCUGAGUGCCUGUGGCCAGGACGUCGCUCUGAACCAAGUUCUCCCGGCCGUCCAGACCUUCUGCGCCAAUGUUGGCUCUGGUUCCAGUGCCUCAUCGGCAGUCUCGUCGGCAGCCUCCUCAGCCGCUGCCAGCACUACCGCAUCUUCCACCUCGGCAUCUGAGUCAUCGGCAUCCAGCUCCGGUUCAGCGUCGCCAUCCGCGACUGAGUCCUCGUCGGCCUCCGCUACUCAUUCGUCCUCGCACAGCAGCAGCACUCUGCACGCCAGCACCACCGCAAGCUCCGGCUCGACCGCCACUGGCGCCUCGGCGAGCGCCUCUUCCAGCGUCGUCACCGCUGGUGCGGCUCAGUACGGCUCCGUCAGCGGCCUGGCUGCUUUUGUGCUCGGCGCCAUCGCUAUCUUUUAA
Molecule: messenger RNA, 594 nt
Organism: Diaporthe amygdali
Lineage: Eukaryota; Fungi; Ascomycota; Sordariomycetes; Diaporthales; Diaporthaceae
Product: extracellular membrane 8-cysteine cfem
Exons: 2
Coding region: 1-594 (197 amino acids)
Source: RefSeq, a predicted model, not a curated record